AUGCGCUUGAAAACUGCCGUUAGCGUUUCUUCUGGAGCGAAGAUCAUGUUUGUGGAAGUCACUGGUGAUGCCGUGCUGUACCCACGACGGGCUGUAUUAUCUUACAUUGCUUCUUGCGAGCCCCACGGUAUGCAGUUUGAUAUUUGCCCGCCCUUACUCUCCGAGAAACACACAUGUGCCCUGGAUGUUGUUGGGUUGCUCCGGGGCGUAAUAUGCAUAUCGUCUUUAACCCUGGGAAUGCGCAGUGUGGCGGGCUGCAUGAGAGUUAGCAAACCACACCUUACUCGCCAGCAAAGCUAUGUUUUCUUUCCUUUUUGUUUUAUUCCCACUUCUUCAGUGCCGUUUGUUGCUGGUCGAUAUUCCGCCGUAAUUAAAGAGAAAAUGAUUCGUAUGCACGGUAAACACUACUUUUGUAUAAAAGUGCCAGUGUUGCGCCUUACAGCUUUCCAAGGCGUGCAGGGCGGGGGGGGCAGGGUGUUAUUCGAGGUCACUUGA
Trypanosoma brucei brucei TREU927 is the source of this 495-nucleotide messenger RNA. RefSeq lists its product as hypothetical. The coding region runs from base 1 to 495 and encodes 164 amino acids. The transcript has a single exon. The record is from RefSeq and is a predicted model, not a curated record. Lineage: Eukaryota; Euglenozoa; Kinetoplastea; Trypanosomatida; Trypanosomatidae.